AUGACUUCCGCGCCCAACGACGAUAACCCUUAUGGCUGGUGGGAAGUACAACACUGCACGCCAAACUGCAAGUGGUGGCUAGCCAAGUAUCAGACUUGCGAAUUCGGUGUCAGUGCAGACGGACCGUUCGGAGAGUACAAGCUUGGUAUAACGAGAGUCGACAUUGCUGCAAUACUCGAUCUGAGCAUUGAGAAGUUUAGCUGGUACAAGAAGGUUGGCGCAAGUGGAGACAUGCAGUGUAAUAUCAUGAACGGAGCGGAUGAGCCGACCGGUGAGCAGCAUGGGAUGUCAUGGUCUAUAGCUCAUACAUAA
Letharia columbiana is the source of this 312-nucleotide messenger RNA. RefSeq lists its product as uncharacterized. Lineage: Eukaryota; Fungi; Ascomycota; Lecanoromycetes; Lecanorales; Parmeliaceae. The coding region runs from base 1 to 312 and encodes 103 amino acids. The record is from RefSeq and is a predicted model, not a curated record. The transcript has a single exon.